This is a messenger RNA of Doryrhamphus excisus (bluestripe pipefish), 3538 nucleotides long. RefSeq names its product dickkopf WNT signaling pathway inhibitor 2 (gene dkk2). Lineage: Eukaryota; Metazoa; Chordata; Actinopteri; Syngnathiformes; Syngnathidae. Gene Ontology annotation, cellular component: extracellular region. Gene Ontology annotation, biological process: negative regulation of canonical Wnt signaling pathway; multicellular organism development. Gene Ontology annotation, molecular function: co-receptor binding; receptor antagonist activity. The record is from RefSeq and is a predicted model, not a curated record.
AGAUGUGCUCACUCACUCACUCAGUCAGCACUCACACACACACAGGCAGAGUGGAACUUCAUUCGCGAUUCCGCAUUUUUUAACUACCCUCCUCUUUUACACAAAAACUCCACAAAUGCUCACAUUUUUGCUUGCUGUGUGAUCUUGCGGGAGAACAAACGCAAUCAUCGGCACACAGCUUGCACACUUUGCCAACUCUUUUUCCUUCCAAUUGGGGCUUUUUAAAUUCCAAAGGAUGCUGGUCUCCACUUGGAAUAAAUGCUGGCUGUUGCUGCUCCUUGCCACCGCUGUGCGGAUGGGGACGUGCCAGGUACCGGAGGGGCGCCCUAAGCUUAACUCUAUCAAGCCGGUUCUACUUGCAGCGGAGGAGAUAGAGGUGCCCACUGCAGCUGCCUCCAACCGCUCGGCCACUGCGCACGCAAGCACCGGCAAGAAGCACAGCAUCUUUGCACAGCAGGUGUAUCCGUGCAGCAAUGACAAGGAGUGCAGCGUGGGAAGUUAUUGCCACAGUCCUCAGCAAACCCCCUCUCGCUGCCUGGCAUGCCGCAGGAGGAAGAAGCGAUGCCAUCGAGACGCCAUGUGCUGUCCCGGCAAUCGCUGCAAUAACUAUAUUUGUGUUGCUAUCUCUGAGAGCGUGAUCUCGCCUCAUAUCUCCGCCUUGGAUGAACACAACAAGCUCUCUGCUAAAGACCACAGCUGGAGGAAAAGUGGGAAAACACAUGCCAAGCAUUCUCUCAAAGGUCAUGAAGGCGACCCUUGCUUGCGUACCUCCGACUGCUCUGAGGGCUAUUGCUGCGCCCGUCACUUCUGGACCAAAAUCUGCAAGCCGGUGUUGCGACUGGGCGAGGUGUGCACUAAGCAGAGAAAGAAAGGCUCUCACAACUUGGAGAUCUUCCAGCGCUGCGACUGUGCCAAGGGCCUCUCUUGCAAGGUGUGGAAAGAUACCACCUCCUCAUCCAAGUCCAGACUCCACAUGUGCCAGAAGAUCUGAAGACGCAGGAGGCUAGCCUUUAUUACUUUUAUUUGAUUUAUUUUUUCCCUUAAAGAAAUGGCGUAUAGACAGACAGAAGGGACUGUGUGGUGCCGUACUUCACCUCUAUGCCAGCUUGUGCUGCUGUGGACUGAGUCCAGGCUGUGGAGAGACCACAGAGAAGCCACAUUAUUAUUUUAAUUACGAUUACGACCGUCCAGUACAUUCCUCAUGAUGCUGCAAAAUUCAUUUGCUUUUGAAUACUGUGUGAGAGGUUUUUCCAUGCUGGGUUGUCUGAAUAUGUAAAUGAUCAUGCACUGUGCCAUGCAGGACCAUACCAACCGGUCCAAACUAAAAGGCUAUUGUGGGUGAAACAAAUGGAAUUAUGUCAACAAGAACAACACAAUAAUAUGCACUACUUAUUUGACUAAAAUAAAUAUACGCCAUCAUUAGAUUAGCUUUUUGCUACACCUCAGCUGUGGACCCUCAUCUAUAAAAAUGUGUGCGGAAAUCGAACUAAAAGUAAUGUAAUGAAACCCAAAAUGUGCAUACAAUUUGUGGUUGAUAGAUUCCACCUUGAGGAACUCCGCCUCAAGUUAUGACCUUUUCCACGCUUCCACUACACCAUAGAAGGUCAAUGCAAAGUAACUCAUGACGAGAAAGAAGCGGAAUUAUUGGGAAUAGUAUCAUAUUUGGGAGACACAACAUUGGCAUAACAAAUAAAAGAUGGGCUGAGUGACAACAUGUCCGCCGUCAUCUGUCUCAACAGAGCAGGGCCAUAAAAAAGGCAUUUUUUUACAUCAAACUAUGAGGUAUAUUGUAAUUAUUUUAUUCAUAAAUGUUCCUAUUGAUGACAAACUUUAAUUUCUCUUAGUCGGGAUAUUAUACAGUCAUUAGUAAUGGUAUUUAAAUAACAACCCACAUGUUUUAAGUCAAUAAUUAUGUGUUUUUUUCAUGCCAAUAUGGAUAAAUCUUUAUUGACUUCUAUUAGAUGUUUAUUUCAUUCAUUCAUUCAUUCAUUCAUUCAUUUUCUAUAAAGCUUAUCCUCACGAGGGUUGUGCUGGAGCCUAUCCCAGCUGUUUUCAGACGAGAGGCGGGGUACACCCUGGACUGGUCGCCAGCCAAUCACAGGGCACAUAUACAUAAACAACCUUUCUAACAUAUAAUUUCACGGCACCACACCUUAUUGCUAACUUUUCGGCCCCAUUUUGUGCAUAUGCAAACUUUAUUUGUGAGGCCCCCGGACACUUCUGCAGUAUUAUACCCCACAAUCUCUGUCUUCAUUUGGAUAAAAUUGCUGUUUUCUAGUGUUUCUGAUUACAACAUUUUGUAAUACACUGCUAGAAAUGAUUAAAAUAAACACCCAACCGUUAACCCUACAUUGCCGUGUCGCCUUAGCGCCUUCAGACUUCACUCGGAUAAAAUAACAAGAAGGUAAACACAGAAGAUCAUAAUCUUGUUUUUCAUGAAGUGAAAGCAGUAGUCCCUAUUUUUUUAUUCACAUAUCCCUUUUCUUGUCAUUUUGUAAGCAUCUAUAAUAUAGAUAAGCUCUUAUAUUGUAAAUAGAGUGGAAGUGAUGAUAAUGUAUUUAAGAAACAGUGUAUAUCAUGUACAUAUAAGAAGAUAUAAAGCCUAAAUGGCACCGUCAAAUAAUCUAGGUGAGUGAAGAUUGAAUGGAUGAAAUGGGGCUAAAACACACAGCGGAUGUCUUAGACCAGGGGUGGGCAAACUUUUUGACUCGCGGGCCGCAUUGAUAUAACAAAAUUUCCGGGGGGGGCAGACUAUAUAUUGUACACGAAACAGUCCACAUGGUAUUAUUGUAUCUGUAAAAUUGUCAUGCAAUCUGCUAUUAUUAUUUAUUAUUUUAUAUUUAUAUUUAAAUAUUUUAAAAAUAAUAAAAUAUUAUAAUAAUUAAAAUAAAAUUAAAAUAAUAAUAAUUAUAUUAUUAUUACGUAAAAUAUGCAAAUAUAACAAUAUUAUUAUAUAUAAUUAUAUAAUAAUUAGCAUUAAUAUAAUAAAUAUAAUAAUCAUAAUAGUUAUAAUAAUAAUAUAAUAAUAAUUAUUUUAAUUUUUAUUAUUAUUAUGUGCUUGUGUCUCUUUUUUCAGGAGCACUUUGUAAACAACAGACCAUGUCAAACAACGAAAUUGAUACAACCAUCAAAAGGUUGGCUCAGGCCAUGAUGCCAGGUUGUAUGUUGAGUUUAAAUUAAAUACUUUUGAAAGAUUGGGCGGGCCGUAUUCAAACACUUGGCGGGCCGGAUGUGGCCCCCGGGCCGUAGUUUGCCCACCCCUGUCUUAGACUGAUUAUAUAGAGUACUUGGCAGGUGCAUCAUAAAGGACACAAUAGACAGAUACAUUGUGUAAAUGGUAUUUACAUGGUGUCCAAUUAAAUACUGUUUUAUGUGAAUAAUUCCUAUCGAUUUGCUUUUUGCAUAAAUGCAGUGAUGAAUUAAAGAAUGUAUUUUGUAUUAAUGGACUGAGUAUUGUUUUUAAUCGCCUCCUGCAUAAACACUGAACUCAAAGAUCCUCUAUAUGACAGAGUUGCUGUUUUUAUGGAUGUCGUGAAAA